GAUUUGUUUACCUAGAGAGGCGGCGUGGUGACCAGAGCCGAGAGUGGGAAAUAUUUUAACCUUUUUCACAUUUUCUCCAUUAAUAUCAAUCAGCAUGCGUUUGGAUUACGUGGUGGUGAUGGUGAUGGCAGUGGUGGUGGUGGUGAGUGGUGGUGAGGAGGAGAAGAAGAAGGAGAAGGUGAAGAAGUUACAGAUAGGAGUGAAGAAGAGAGUGGACAACUGCACACUUAAGAGCAGACGAGGCGACCUGCUUCAUAUGCACUACGCGGGCAAGCUGGAGGACGGCACAGAGUUUGACAGCAGCUAUCCCCGAGGCCAGCCACUCACCUUCACUCUGGGGUCAGGGCAAGUCAUCCGAGGCUGGGACCAGGGACUCAUUGGGAUGUGUGAGGGGGAGAAGAGGAAACUUGUGAUACCCUCGGACCUUGGCUAUGGGGCAUCCGGGGCGCCCCCCAAGAUACCCCCCCACGCCACCCUGGUCUUCGAGGUGGAGCUGGUCAAGAUAGAGAGAAAGGAGGAGCUCUGAGGAUAAAUGUGGAGUGUGUUUGGAUGUGUUUGAAGGUGUUUGGGGGUGUUUGAAUGUGUUUGGAUGUGUUUUGAGGGUGUUUGGAUGUGUUUAGGGAUAUUUGGAGUGUGUUUAAGUGUUUUUGGGAUGUUUAGGGGUAGUCUGGGGUGUUUGUGGGGGCUUAGAGGUGUUUUGAGAGUGUUUGGAUGUGUUUGUUGGGGUUUAGGGGUGUUUUGAGGGUGUUUGGAUGUAUUUGUGGGGGUUUAGGGGUGUUUGAGUGUGUUUUCGGGUGUUUGAAUGUGUUUUUGGGUGUUUGAGGGUGUUUGGAUGUGUUUUUGGGGUGUUUGAAUGUGUUUUGAGUGUGUUUGGAUGUAUUUUGGUGUGUUUGGGUGAGUUUUGAGUGUUUGAAUGUGUUUGGGAGUGUUUAGGAUAUGUUUGUGGGUGUUUGGUGUUUGGAGUGUGUUUGAGUGUGUAGUAGGGGAUAAAAGUGUGUUUAAGUGUGUUUUUUGGAUGUUUGGGUGUGUUAUGGGGGAUAUAAGUGUAUUUAUGAGUGUUUUGGGUGUGUUUUUGAGUGUUUUGAUGGACAGAAUAGAGGUGUGGUGUAUCUUGGUGUGUUAGUGUGAGUGAGUGUGUUUAGAGUGUGUUGGGUGUGUUUUAGGGUUUAUUAGGGUGUUUUGCUGUUUUUGAGGGUUUUAAGGUGUUUUGAUUGCUAAAUUAGGUGUGUGUGUGUUUGUGUGCAUGUUAGGAUGUUUGGGUGUGUUGUAAGGGUGUUUGGGUGUGUGGAUGAGGUAUUAGGGUGUGUUUUGGGUGUUUAGGGGAGUGCACAGGCUUGUUUUGUGUGUGUGUGUGUGUUUAUUUUAUGUUUGUGUGACUAGAAAGUUAAAAUACUCACUUUUCACCCUAAAAUGUUAGUGUGUGUGUUUGUGUGUAUGGCUGGGAGAAGUCGUGUGUGUGUGUGUGUGUGUGUGUGUGUGUGUGUGUUUUUAAUACUACCUAAUGUUCUGCCAUCACUGUGGUGUUUAAGUGUGUUUUUCUGCAAUUGUAUCUUUCGGAGGGUGACCAAAACAAACAGCGAGUGUUUAGAGGGGGCAAUAAAACACCGGAUGUACAAAA
Messenger RNA from Portunus trituberculatus (swimming crab), 1618 nucleotides. Its product is annotated as peptidyl-prolyl cis-trans isomerase FKBP2-like. The coding region runs from base 95 to 526 and encodes 143 amino acids. Lineage: Eukaryota; Metazoa; Arthropoda; Malacostraca; Decapoda; Portunidae. The record is from RefSeq and is a predicted model, not a curated record. Gene Ontology annotation, molecular function: peptidyl-prolyl cis-trans isomerase activity. Gene Ontology annotation, biological process: protein peptidyl-prolyl isomerization. The transcript has 4 exons.